AUGCGGGAUGUUUUAUGCACCGAGCUGCCCUUUCCAUUUUCAAACUCCAACGCCGAUGUAUAUAACUCAAUCAGUAUAUGUAUAUCGCACAAGAUUGCUGAUGGCUAUAGUCUAUCGAAGUUCCUUAAUGAUUGGGCUGCUACAAAUCGAGAGUUGGAUUUCGAACCAUCUACUCAGUUUGAUGCAGCUUCGUUUUUCCCACCGAUGGAUGAUCCUCCAGUAAUACCUGAUGUUGUACGUGAACAAUGCGUGUCAAGAAUGUUCAAUAUUUCAUCUUAUAGUUUGGGCAAACUCAAGGAUAUCGUUUCAACUAAUUCAGGAAUCCAACUCGCAUUGAAGUUGCUACAGCACUUAUUCAUAAAUGUGGAUAGCACAACAACGACAGAAGAUGAGAUAGAACUGGCCCACGUCGUUGCUCAACUACGCAAGGCUAAACAACAUCAACGCGACAAAUUGAAGGAUAUGAGUCCAGAUAAGAUAGCCUUACACGCGCUUGAAUCAAUCAAUGUGGGUGUUAACAUAAUUUUAGAGAGGAAUUAUGAUCCUUAUAUGUACAGCAGCUUGUGCAAUAAAGGAUUAUAUAAGACUGAUUUUGGAUGGGGUAAGCCCAUAAGUGUGACAUUAGCGAGAAGUCCAAUGAAAAACAACAUUGUUUUCUUGGAUGAUCCAAGUGGAGAAGGGAUAAAUGCACUAAUCACUUUGACAGAAGCUGAUAUGUUGAUAUUUCAGAGUAACAAAGAGCUCCUAGAAUUUGCUUCUCCAGUUGCUUACUCACCGGAACGUGGUCCUUCCUCAAACCCUACAUGA
This is a messenger RNA of Nicotiana tabacum (common tobacco), 807 nucleotides long. Lineage: Eukaryota; Viridiplantae; Streptophyta; Magnoliopsida; Solanales; Solanaceae. The record is from RefSeq and is a predicted model, not a curated record.